UCGACAAUCACAAAACUGCAGGCUGUGGUGUGCUCCGACGGGAGGUUUCGCGUGAUGAGAGAGGCGCUGCACCGUUGCGAUCCACCCUGCAUUCCGUACCUGGGCAUGUAUCUAACUGACCUCUCGUUCAUCGAGGAGGGCACACCGGACUUUACACCGGACCGUUUGCUGAAUUUUUCCAAAAUGCGAAUGAUCGCACAUGUGAUACGGGAGAUUCGCCAUUUCCAACAGACGCCGUACAAAAUCGAUCACAUACCGAAAGUUACAUCCUACCUCUUGGAUACAUCGUUGCUGCUGGACGACGACGAACUGUACCAAAAAUCGCUACUGAUAGAACCGCGGAGUUCGCGUCUCAGUGCACCCAAUACGGCAAAUGUUUAAAUUUUACAUAUCUGGCCGAGUGUGUUGCAUACACAUACACACAAGGAAACCAGGCGAUUCCAUCCGAAAAUAUUAGAAGAAGAGAAGUGGACGUGGUUUGAAAAGGGUUCAUUCUACAAUGAAGUGCAUGUGAGUGACUAGUUGGGUCGGAGAUUGUGAUAAAUGUUUGAAGUGCAUGGAAAUUAUGGAGCAGUGACAUUGGCAUUCGAUAACUUGUGGCAGCAGCAAUCGUACAUCGGACGAACGGAAUGGGAUCCAUUGGUUUGCAGAAGGAUCCACUCAAUUAUAACUUCUGCCUAGCAACUAUAGCGAAUCGACCAGCAGGACCAAAAUGCUAUGUUAAAGUGUUCUGAUCACAAACAGCAAAAAAGAAAAAAAAAAAACGGAACUGACGCCUGACUCAUCAAGGUACUCUUCGACAGCAAUGAGAAGUAAAAAAAUCUCUUCCUCAAAAGACAAAGAACAGGAAAAAGCGUGUUCCACAUCGCACUAUGGCUUUCGCUAGAUGCUACAACGUUAGACCACGAGGAUGCACCGUGUAGGUAGAAGUGUGAAGAACCCCCGCCGACCGACGGGAUACCCGAUGGUAACAUAAAUCAAUGCAAUCAAAGUUCGUUCGUCGUCUGAUGAUGAUGCUGAUGCCCGAGAUAAUUACCUUUACAAAGUUCAAUCAGGACUUUAUUGCUCUGCGUCGAUGUGAAAAGCCGAUGAAGUGAACGGUUUUUUCCCCUGUGAAGUUUCAAAGAGACUACUUUAACGGUCAGGAUGAAUAAAAGGGACACCGUGGAUCGGGUAGCAGUUCUUUGAUAGAUGUGACACAGGUCACACAUGAAGUAAAACAAUCCUUAAAGGCUGUUUCUAAAUUUAACAAAACUAGUUCAAAACAGAUUUCAAUUCCACAUAUUUAACAUGAUUUAACAACACAAUGCUCGAAAAUUCUUCCCAAAUCCAAAAUAAUGUUGAAAAUUUUCUACUUCCAGUAUACAGUUGAAAACCUUUGCACAAUACAACACAAUUAAUCAAAUUUUAUCAAUAAUCUCUCUCGCCUUCGGCCGUACAUGACAGCUUUCAACAUUAUUAAAAUUUACAAUAUGAUUCCGAUAAUUAAUGCAACAACACCUUCGUAGGUUUAGAAUUAUAAAGAAAGUAGAUUGUUAUGCUGGUCAUAACUUAUUAUUGGACUUGUGAAUAUUUGCACUAGGAAUAAUAAUAAGAAGAAGAAUAGUUAGAUCUCCAUUGGACAGAGAAAUACUAUGAUAGAGCAUUUACUAUUUGUUUUGUUCAGAUUGGAUCGACUGGAGUGCGGAUGAAUUUCUACUAGAAAAGAAAAAAGUAUAAAUAGAACUCUACAUAUCUACCAAAUGACUCAAUUUAUAAACCAAAUCAAGGAACGGAACUCAAUGUUAACCUCUUUGUUAGUAUAACCAGGUAAAGCAGAACGGAAGGUAGCAACCAACUCGUGAUACUUUCUCGAUAAAUUUAUUAACAUUCCUCACAUCUUCUUAUGAACACAAUAAAAUACAAACCUGGCAUGACAGACUGCCAUGCUGCAAGAGGCAGAACUAGAAGUGGAGUAGAGCUAGGCUAGAGAAAACUGUUUUCCAUAUCUAUACGAUUCGAUCGGUACUUUGCGGUAGAAAAUUAAGAGAGAAGAAUUUAAUAAAUCAGAUUGAUAUUAUUCGAUUGUUGGAAACGAGAAAUGUGGCCAUUCCAUUAAUGCGCUAACUCAUUAAGCUUGGUGUUAUCGUUGGAUCUCCAGCGGACUCCGUGUUUUCCGUUUCUGUUUAUUUCGAACUACGAAGAAAGGAUGGGAAGCGAGAAAGGUUCAAACCUAAGGAAUCCAGGAGCUUAGCUAAACGUCGAAUGCAAAAACCAAUUGUGAUGUAUUACCUAUAUAAAGUAACAUUUCUACUAAUCGAAAUUGUCAUCUUGGAGAAAUCAAACCCAAAUGAUACUAUUCAUCAAGUGUAUCAAAUCUGCUGGACUGAUUGAAAACAAUCCUUAGAAUAAGUACCGUGAGGGUCCCUUUUACCUGUUAACUAUCUGUUGAAAUGUUGAUAUAAGAGCGUGCGUAGAGUUUAG
Molecule: messenger RNA, 2463 nt
Organism: Ochlerotatus camptorhynchus
Lineage: Eukaryota; Metazoa; Arthropoda; Insecta; Diptera; Culicidae
Product: ras-specific guanine nucleotide-releasing factor 2-like
Exons: 4
Coding region: 55-381 (108 amino acids)
Biological process (GO): Ras protein signal transduction; positive regulation of GTPase activity
Cellular component (GO): plasma membrane
Molecular function (GO): guanyl-nucleotide exchange factor activity
Source: RefSeq, a predicted model, not a curated record